Molecule: messenger RNA, 2277 nt
Organism: Seminavis robusta
Lineage: Eukaryota; Bacillariophyta; Bacillariophyceae; Naviculales; Naviculaceae
Source: the annotation of a GenBank genome assembly
ACACCGGUACUGGCCGAAACGCUGAAACCAGCAUCACAUUUUGCUUGCGAAGGCCGAAAUCAACUUGGAUUUCAGUUGCUGGGCAAGUUGACAUCAGGCGAAAGGUAUCUUCUGCAGCCCAUAAAACUAAACCAAAACAAUUAUUUCCAAUAAAACAGAAUGUUGCUACGCCAAGGAAUCAGAAAAACUGCCCAAACUUUGCUUCGAAAUGGCCCCCGUGCCGUGGGUGCUCAAAAUCAGCUCUUGAAAGCCCUGAGCACCUCUGCGGGAGAACAAGGUGACAACACGUUCAAGAACGCUGGAGCGGUAGGAUUAGCUGCUCUCGCAGGGGUGUUCUCGGCUGGAGCCGUGACCCUUGCGGAAUCAUCUGACUACUGGCAGCCCAAGCCUGUCUCAGUUGAAAUCCGAAAGCCGUCCCAGUCCAAGUUUUACUCUAUUGCAGCCGACAACCUGCCGCCCAAACGCCCCGAUCUCCCAACUAUCCCACUGGAACAGGUCGCAGAACACAACGAUGAAGGCGACAUGUGGUAUACUUUCCGCGGUGCAGUCUAUGACAUGUCGUUCUUCCUCAACGGGCACCCUGGAGGAGCACCACGCCUUCUCAUGGCUGCAGGUCAAGACUUGGAGCCCUACUGGGACAUUUAUCGCCAGCAUUUUCGAGGCCAUGUCAUUCAGUGGAUGGAGAAGUAUAGGAUUGGCAACUUGUCACCCGAAGAUGACGAGAAAGCUCGAGAAUUUACUCAUGGGGACAUGUUCGAGACUGACCCUAUCCGUCACCCGGAUCUUCUCCCUGCAACUUCGAAGCCGUUCAAUGGCGAGCCUCGCAUUGAACGCUUGACGGAGAGCUACAUUACGCCCAAUGAGCUAUUCUACACGAGGAACCACCUUGCCGUGCCAGAUCUCUGUCCAGAAGAAUACAGAUUGAUCAUUAAAGGAAAGGGUCUUAAGAAGAAAAAGAUUGUCUACACCCUUAAGGAUCUCAAGACCAAGUUCAAAAAGCAUGAAGUCAUCACAACGUUACAGUGUGCCGGCAAUCGUCGCGAAGAUCUUCACGACAAGGAACACAAGAUCUUUAUCAGCCCUCAUUGGGUUAUCGGAGCCAUGUCGACGGCAAAGUGGGGAGGUGUCAAGCUUCGCGAUGUACUUGAGGAUUGUGGAUGGGAUGUUGAUGCCCUUGCCUUGGGCGAGAAGCUGCCCCCAGGGGGCGUGAAGCACGUCCAGAUGGAAGGAUACGACCAGGAUGAGACAGGUUACACAUACGGUGGCUCUUUCCCAGUUGAGAAGGCUUUUGACGGCCUUGGCGAGGUUAUUCUAGCAUAUGAGAUGAAUGGUGAAGACUUGCCUAGAGAUCAUGGCUACCCUGUACGAAUGUUGAUCCCAGGGCACGUUGGAGCUCGACAAGUGAAGUGGAUUCACAAGAUCAUCCUGAGCAACGAAGAGUCCAAGAAGAGCUACCAGUGCAAGUCAUACCGUCAUUUCGCUCCAGAUAUUACGUUUGAGAAAGACCUUGCGGAGUGGCCACCAGCACGCCUUGACCAGGGUCCAAUUAUUCACGAGCAGCCAGUAACGUCCUUUGUCUGUAACCCACCGCAGAACGCUACCAUUGGAGCCAAGAACGCCCGUGAAAUCACUUUGAAGGGUGUCUCGUGGUCUGGUGGAGGCCGAAAGAUUGAGCGAGUUGAUGUCUCCAUUGACGGAGGCAAGAACUGGACCGCUGCAGAGCUGUUCAAGCCCAUUGAUCAACGCUACAACCACCAUUGGGCUUGGACUCAAUUCUAUGCUACCCUGAAGUUGCCAGAAGAAAUUCAGAAGAAACUGAAGCGUGGUGAGAAGGUCAAUCUCGAUCUGACUUCCAAAGCUGUGGACUCUGCGUUCAAUGUCCAGCCCGAGAAAAUGGCCCCUUAUUGGAACCCGCGUGGAAUUGCCAUCAACCAUUGGUACCACUCCAAGGUAGAACUUGACCCUUCGUUGAAUCAAGGUGAUGCCAAGCGCCCCGAAUCUGAGUUUGGAUUCAGCAACACUCCGAGUGGUGGUCACUUUGAUAGGCAAUGGGGACUUGGUGGUUGGAUGGUUGACAAGGACCACAAGAAUGAUCCCCGCAAGAGAGGCAUGGACAAGUAAGGACGCACGGAGCGAACCACACAUUCUUCCCCUGUUGCAUUGGCGUCCAAGCCACACCAUGCCGACACAGUGUGUAGCCAAUAGCAACCGGUACCCAGUACCAUUACACAGCUAAAGACCUCUAAUGCAUUCAGUACUUUUACAUUAGCAAUGCUG